CGGGGUCAGAAGGAGGCGGUUUCAUUUAGACCGGCUUGGGCGACUAUUGGUUAAUUUUCAUGCGCUGAGGUGAGGAGACUGGAAGAAGAGAUGUAGUGUUGCAGCCUUGGUCGUGUAGUUGUGCUUACUGCGUGAAGGAAGCCGAGCGUGCGAGAGAUUGCAGCUUUGCCAGCCUGAUUUUUGUGCGUGAUUGUCUAUAGGAUUGGCCUUGUUCCAUUAAGCUUGCCAUGAUGCAACUUCCGGUGAAGAAAAAGCACCCACGUCGGCAGGAACCUGGCCCACCAGCCAGCCUGGAGUUUUGUGUGCAUUUCCCCGAAGUGGUCCUCUGUCUGGUGGAAAAGAGGAUGGGGGCCAGCCGCAAGGCUUUCCUGACUACUCUGGCCCGCCAAAGGGGUUUCUGUGUAGAGGAUGCCAACAGUGAGAGAGUAACCCAUGUGGUGUCAGAGGGCAACUCUGGAGAUGAGGUGGUCGAGUGGCUGAAGAAGAAAGGGAGACACUACAUAGAUGCUGUGGCUGAUUGUCCAGCUCUGCUAAAUAUCAGCUGGUUCACGGAGAGCAUGAGUGCUGAGCGCCCUGUGCCGAUUGAGCCUAGGCACUACCUACUGGUGACUGCCCAUGCAGAGGAGCUUGAGGCCAAAUGCCAGGUGGCACCCUAUGCCUGCCAGCGCCGCACUCUGCUUCUACACAGCAAUCAGGCACUAGUGAACAAGGGCACUGAAUGCCACCCAGGGUUCCACCAUUUUUACCUAACCCUGCUGUUGUGCCUUGAAAAGCAGCCUGACACCCACAAAAAAAGCAGGAGAAGCAUGGAGGAUGCUCUGCAAACAAUGGCAGAAGAGGCACACUUCAAUGGCAGUGAAGCACGCAGCCUGGCAUUCUCCAGGGCUGCCUCUGUCCUCAAGUCCUUACCCUGGACUGUGAAAAGAGUUCAGGAGCUGCAUUCCCUUCCCUGCAUAGGAGAGCACUCCAGGAGAAUCGUCCAGGAAGUGCUGGAAGAUGGUGCGUCUGCCGAGGUGGAGAGAGUCCAGCAUUCUGAGAGGUACCAGGCUAUGAAGCUUUUCACAAAGAUCUUUGGGGUUGGGGUGAAAACAGCCAGCCGGUGGUAUCAGGAAGGACUGAGGACGCUUGCUGACUUGCAGGUGCAUCAUGCAAAGUUGAGCAAGGAGCAGCAAGUUGGACUCCUUCACUAUGAUGACCUUAAUACCCCAGUGGAACGCUCUGAAGCAGAGGCCAUUGGCCAGGUGGUGCGAGAAGCAGUGGAGCAGUGCUUGCCUGGAGCUUCUGUGACUCUGACUGGUGGUUUUAGAAGAGGGAAACCAACUGGCCAUGAUGUCGACUUCCUUGUCACGCACCCUACAGAAGGCCAAGAAGUGGGACUGUUGAGCAAAGUCAUCAGCUGGCUGGAUAAGCAAGGCUGCUUGCUGUAUUACAGCAGCCACCGAAACACCUUCCUGGAUCUCGAAGACCUCGAGUUGUGGAGCAGCAGCAGCAGUGCAAGUAUGAUGGACCGUUUUGAGCGAUGUUUCUCCAUUUUCUGCCUUGGCUGCCUUCCUGGGGCUCUUCAAAGAGGUGCUGGGGCUCAGAAGCCUAGCACUGCAACAUGGAGUCCUGGAGCAUCCCGUUCCUGGAAAGCCGUAAGGGUGGACUUGGUUGUGAGCCCCUAUAGUCAGUUUCCAUUUGCUUUGCUUGGUUGGACUGGCUCGAGGAAUUUUGAACGGGACCUCAGGCGCUUCUCCAAGCAUGAGAAGAAGAUGGCUCUCAACAGUCAUACCCUCUAUCACGUGGAGCAGAAAAUAUUUUUGACUGCUGCCUCUGAGGAAGAAAUCUUCCAGCUUUUAGGUUUGGAGUAUAUACCCCCAGAAGAGAGAAAUGCCUGACUUCUGCCAUCCAAAUCCUACUGGUCCUGCUGAUGAGGUCAUUUACCUCAUCCAAAGAAAUGGGAACACAGCUUUGUCUGUCUCUCUCACACCCUCCCCACCCUCCUCUCUUUUUCCAGGAUCUCCUGCAAUCGCCUGUUCCUUUCGGGGCUUGGAGAACCUUUUUUCCAAUGUAUAUAUACACUGAUUCAGAAAUAGACAUGUUGGAACAGAAACCUGUGUGUGUCCUGUUCUUGAAUGUUACAAAUGGAAUUUAAGGAAAUAAAGA
Messenger RNA from Rhineura floridana, 2145 nucleotides. RefSeq names its product DNA polymerase mu (gene POLM). Lineage: Eukaryota; Metazoa; Chordata; Lepidosauria; Squamata; Rhineuridae. Bases 228 to 1877 code for a protein of 549 amino acids. Gene Ontology annotation, biological process: double-strand break repair via nonhomologous end joining. The transcript has 13 exons. Gene Ontology annotation, cellular component: nucleus. Gene Ontology annotation, molecular function: DNA binding; DNA-directed DNA polymerase activity. The record is from RefSeq and is a predicted model, not a curated record.